CAAAAAUACCGAGAAAUAGAUAUCAAAAAGAUGGUAAAGAAUUUUAAGAGGAAGGGACUAUUUAUUUACAAUAAUAAUAACAAAAUCCAGGUUUUCUCUUGCUCGCAUAGGUUCUUCGUUGUCGAGUGCAGCAUAAAUGCAUAAUACCAGAGUAGAUAAAGUCGCCCGUCAUCCCUAAGAGAGCAUUUCUGUCUUCACCACCACAACCGCCGCCCCCAUGAAUGCAUCCACGGCUCUCAGGCUCGACUCAUCCGCAGUCCACCCGGCGGCGAUUCCUUCUCCGCGUCGGUAUGUGGCUCGCAGCUGUAGGGUUCAGCUCAGGAAGAUGGCCGUUCCUGCUUUUCCAUCCGUCGUGUGCUCUGCCAAGCAAGCAUCGGCUGUGGUGGCGGAGCCCGGUGGCGCAACCGAGCCUGGAACGAAUCGAAUCGAGUCGCUAAGUCAGGUCUCGGGCGUUCUGGGUUGCCAGUGGGGCGAUGAAGGUAAAGGCAAACUCGUCGACGUUUUAGCCAAGCAUUUUGACGUCGUUGCUCGCUGUCAGGGAGGUGCUAAUGCUGGGCACACCAUUUACAAUUCAGAGGGAAAGAAGUUUGCACUUCACUUGGUUCCUUCGGGGAUUCUUAACAAGGAAACCAUUUGUGUUAUUGGUAAUGGAGUAGUGGUGCAUCUUCCCGGACUUUUUAAGGAGAUUGAUGGCCUUGAAUCUAAUGGCGUCUCAUGUGAAGGAAGGAUCUUGGUGUCUGAUCGAGCUCAUCUUUUAUUUGAUUUUCAUCAAGAAGUUGAUAAGCUUCGCGAGGCUGAACUAGCUAAAUCUUUUAUUGGCACCACGUGGAGAGGUAUCGGCCCUUGUUAUUCAAGCAAGGCAAUAAGGAAUGGCAUAAGAGUAUGUGACUUGAGGCACAUGGACACUUUCCCCCAAAAGCUUGAUCUUUUGCUAUCAGAUGCCGCAUCGAGAUUUCCUGGGUUUACCUAUAGUCCUGAAAUGCUCAAGAAGGAAGUUGAGCAAUAUAAAAGAUUUGCUGAGAGGUUGGAACCCUUCAUAACUGACACUGUUGAUUUCAUGGGUAAAACUAUUUCUCAGAAUAAGAAGGUUUUGGUGGAAGGUGGUCAGGCUACCAUGUUGGACAUUGAUUUUGGAACAUAUCCCUUUGUGACUUCUUCAAGUCCGUCUGCAGGUGGAAUUUGCACUGGUUUAGGCAUUGCUCCUAGACUUGUUGGUGACCUUAUAGGAGUGGUUAAAGCGUACACCACAAGAGUUGGUUCCGGUCCUUUUCCAACAGAAACCUUUGGCAAUGAUGGUGACAUGCUCCGAUUUGUUGGCGGGGAAUUUGGAACAACAACCGGCCGACCUCGUCGUUGUGGCUGGCUUGACAUAGUUGCUUUGAAAUAUUGUUGCCAGAUCAAUGGUUUUUCCUCUCUGAACCUCACCAAACUUGACGUGUUGUCCGAGUUAUCUGAAAUUCAGAUUGGUGUUUCUUACCGACUCCUUGAUGGUACCCCAAUCACAUCAUUUCCUUCAGAUCUUAGGGUCCUUGACCAAGUUGUGGUGGACUACGAAGUUUUGCGAGGCUGGAAGUGUGACAUAUCGUCUGUCAGGAACUAUUCUGAUCUUCCCACGGCUGCACAACGAUACAUUGAGAGGAUAGAGGAGCUUGUCGGCAUACCCAUCCAUUACAUUGGUGUUGGACCCAGACGAGAUGCCCUUAUCUACAAGUAAUGAAUUAUUAAACUCCCAUCUUUUUAUCACUGGAAGUUAAUUCUGUUUCCGUGGAGAGGACAGGACAUGGCUUCCUUUGACACAGCUCUUUGUAAGUUGAUGAGGUGCCAAACUUCUAGCAACACGACAAUGUCUUCAUGCAUCUUUAGAGACUGGUCAUUGAUUUUAGGAUCUUAGCAUCUUCUAUUUUGUUCAAGUUGUGACUUUAUAAGAUAUUAGCGGGUGUUGCCGUUUGAAAACCUCUGUUUUCCUUAAAUAAGAAGAAACAACUGAACUGAUUUAGCAAUUACUCUCUCUGCCUUACUUUGUCAUAUUUU
This is a messenger RNA of Cuscuta campestris, 2031 nucleotides long. NCBI's taxonomy places the organism in Eukaryota, Viridiplantae, Streptophyta, Magnoliopsida, Solanales, Convolvulaceae. The record is from the annotation of a GenBank genome assembly.